CUGCAGGAUGAGCCUGCUGUCAGCCAUCGACACCAGCGCCGCCGCCGCCGCCUCGGUCUACCAGCCCGCCCAGCUGCUGAACUGGGUCUACCUGUCCUUGCAAGACACCCACCAGCCGGCCAGCGCCUUCGAGGCCUUCCGCCCCGAGCCCGCCGCCGCGCAGCACCCGGAGCUCGCCUACCCGGGCAAGAGCACGCCCGAGCUGGCCUCGCCCCUCCACUCCAGCUAUCUCAGCAGCUUCUUCCAGCUCCAGAGGAACGAGGCCCUGAGCAGCAGCCUCUAUAAGAGCGCCUCUCCCUAUGGCUCCCUUAAUAAUAUCGUGGAUGGCUUGAGCUCCCUCACUGAACAUUUCUCCGACAUAUCUCUCUCGUCGGAAGCGAGGAAGCCCAGCAAGAGACCCCCGCCCAACUACCUGUGCCAUCUCUGCUUUAACAAAGGACACUACAUCAAGGACUGCCCACAGGCCCGUCCAAAAGGAGAAGGCCUGACACCAUACCAGGGGAAAAAACGCUGCUUUGGGGAAUACAAAUGUCCCAAGUGCAAGAGAAAAUGGAUGAGCGGAAACUCCUGGGCCAACAUGGGACAAGAAUGUAUCAAGUGCCACAUUAACGUCUAUCCUCACAAGCAGAGACCCCUGGAAAAGCCCGACGGCCUGGAUGUUUCUGAUCAGAGUAAAGAACACCCUCAGCACCUGUGUGAGAAAUGCAAAGUGUUGGGGUACUACUGCCGCCGUGUGCAAUGAAACAACCGGGAUCACCUCCGCUGGCCACCUUUUGAGAUCCUCUUGCAGCACACAGAG
Messenger RNA from Euleptes europaea (tarantolino), 799 nucleotides. It is a transcript of the gene ZCCHC24, whose product is annotated as zinc finger CCHC-type containing 24. Bases 8 to 742 code for a protein of 244 amino acids. The transcript has 4 exons. Lineage: Eukaryota; Metazoa; Chordata; Lepidosauria; Squamata; Sphaerodactylidae. Gene Ontology annotation, molecular function: zinc ion binding; nucleic acid binding. The record is from RefSeq and is a predicted model, not a curated record.